Molecule: messenger RNA, 1243 nt
Organism: Python bivittatus (Burmese python)
Lineage: Eukaryota; Metazoa; Chordata; Lepidosauria; Squamata; Pythonidae
Gene: NOXRED1
Product: NADP dependent oxidoreductase domain containing 1
Biological process (GO): L-proline biosynthetic process
Molecular function (GO): pyrroline-5-carboxylate reductase activity
Source: RefSeq, a predicted model, not a curated record
CACUCACCAGAUUCAUCCUUCCCAUUAAUGAUAUCGACAGUUUCAGUUAAAAGUUGCUGCUCAGCAUACAAUUCAAAUGGGCGAUAUUAUGGCAAACCUGAAGACCUUCCAGCCGGAAUAUGGGAUUGCGGCAAAUGAUCCACUGUUACAUCUGAGGUCUCGUGCCAAAGGACUGAUGGUGAAUGCUUGUGCCCAUGCACUUUUCUUCUGCAAACUGCUCAGUGCCACCAGGCAGAAAGAAGAGGAUUGUGAGGGUGCACCUGCUGGUUCCCAGGCUUUCAAGGAUAAUCAGAGAUUGAAGAUUGGUAUUAUUGGUGGAGGCCAUCUUGGGAAACAGCUGGCCAGAACUUUGUUACAUCUAGGUGCCGUUUCAGGAAAGAACCUUCAGAUCUCCACAAGACGGCCAGAAACUCUAUUAGAAUUCCAGAAGCUGGGAGUUGAGUGUGUUUAUAACAACAAGCAGCUGGUUGGCUGGGCAGAUGUUGUUUUUCUCUGCUGUCUUCCAUGUCACCUUCCACAUAUAUGUUCAGAUGUUCAGGAUUCUCUCAAAAACUCUUGUAUUCUGUACAGCUUGGUCACAGCAAUCCCUUUGACCAGACUGAAGCAACUUAUUUCCUCCUGUUCAAUCCUGAGGCCACAGUACAAGUUCUCUGACAACAGCUCUUUUCAUAUGUGGGAGGCUAACAGGACAGUUGUGGAAGCCCUCAAAGACCCAGCAGUUAUCCAGACAACAUGUCCUUGCAGCUCAAAGAAGGAAAUAGUUGUCAACAUGAAGUGGCUGGCAGCUGUGUUUUAUGCAGCUCUAAAUAGCUAUUCACAACAGCAUUUCUCCUAUACAAGAGCUCUGGGAUUGCUCAAUCAAGUAUGUUUUCCUGAAGGCAAUGCCACCACCCCAUCACCAUUACUAGUUUGUGAAAAUUUUAUCAACCAAGCUUUUGCUUCCUCUUUGGCUGCUGAUGAUUCCUUCCCCUGGUUUGAUAUAACAACUGUACAGCUAAAAGACUCGCCUCUUAGCCAGCUUCUUGAAACAAAUUCAUCUCUUCAAGAAAUCAUUGCUUCCUCUUACUGUAACAUGGUAACAGUAUUGCCCACAAAAACCGAAGAUUUUAUGACCUCCAUGACUAAGAAGAUACCUCUUUCAGCUGUGCUGCUGAAACCCACUAAGUCACUGAAUUUUCAAAUUGACAGAAUUUCCACAAGCAAAACAGAAGAGGCUUCUAGUACUGAUUCUGGAGACUCAUAA